GAUUGAGUGAGCCCUCCCCCCCUACUUCAGAAUUUCCAUUCUUAUUUUUUAUUAUCUUUUAUUUUUUUUCCCAAACCGAGAAGGAAAUACAUUAAACGCAUUUAUUUCAAUUUCAAUAUAAACAGUCAAUGAUCAUUGGUACAUUCACAACCUCGGCGUCGCAGUCUCUCGCACGCGUGUCCAAGACACUUCUCUCGCGCCCACUCCCAGCCUACCGCCUAAGCUCGUUCCACACGACCACAGCAUUCCGCAAAACUGCCAGCAGCAAUGAGGUUAAGCUGAAUCUAGAUUGGGAUGGGUUUUUCAAAAUGCGCCGUCAGAGACGCCUUUGGGAGCGGCUGGCUGCACUGCCGUGUGCGAUGCUGGGACUAGGUGCUGGAGCCGCGGUAUUUGCCAGUUUGCCGAUUAACCCACAGCAGACAUUCAUGGGACUUGAUCCGUUGAUCGUGUUCAGUGGCGCGACGAUUUUCUGCGGCGUGCUGGGGUUUGUCGUCGGCCCGUCGGUUGGCCGCGUGUGGUAUCGGAUUGGAAACGGGGAGAUGGCUAGGGCGAUUGAUGCGAAGGAGGCGGAGUUCUUUAAGCACGUGAGGGCGAACCGGUCGGACCCCAACUUUAGCUCUGCAAGCAACCCACUGCCGGACUUUUACGGCGAGAAAAUCAACUCGCUCAGCGGAUACCGUCAGUGGCUAAGGAAGCAGCGCGAACAUGAGCGCAAGGGCACGUUCAAGCUGGGCUCGGCCAAGAGAAAGUAGUAGAUUAAAAAAUAUAUAUUUGUGCUUUCUUUUUUUUCUUUUUCUUUCUUAGUUGUUCACCAGUGAUUUGAUUUUGGAGAUGAUGCCGAUUAGAGCG
Messenger RNA from Kickxella alabastrina, 849 nucleotides. RefSeq names its product mitochondrial import protein Pam17-domain-containing protein. Gene Ontology annotation, cellular component: PAM complex, Tim23 associated import motor. The transcript has a single exon. The coding region runs from base 129 to 752 and encodes 207 amino acids. Gene Ontology annotation, biological process: protein import into mitochondrial matrix. The record is from RefSeq and is a predicted model, not a curated record. Lineage: Eukaryota; Fungi; Kickxellomycota; Kickxellomycetes; Kickxellales; Kickxellaceae.